UACUCGUGCAUAAUCAAUGCUAUGGUGAACAGUCUUUUUCUAUUUUCUGCGUUAAGUGUAAUUACUUAAUUCUUGCAUUGUGAAUGAAGCUUUAGAUUCUCAGAAACAUCAUUCACAAUUUAGGUUUGCUCGUAGAAUGGUCUGUGCUUAUGAAGAAUAAGGCAUUACAUGUCGAGACAGCUAUGGCUGAUGACAACAUUUCACUUGUUAAAAUUGAGCCAACCCUAGAAGACGAAAUAAAGUCUUCUCUCGAAAAAAACGUUUUCGUAACCAAUGAUUUUUUGGGAACCUUAAAACAAGAAGAUAAUGAGAUUACGACUAGUGCCGAAUAUCGUUACGACGAGUCUAAUGGGAAAGAAAUGCUGCAACAAGAUCAUUCGUCAAGCGCCAAAUUGCAAAGUGUAAAGGUUUUCUCGACUAAUAAUGAACCAUGUUUUAAAGUACACCUUGUGACACACGAUUUUAAAUGUGCACACUGUGAUUAUGUAACAAACAGUAAACAAUAUCUAAAAGCUCAUCUUCUAACGUACAGAGUAUUUAAAGAAUUAAAAUGUUCAAUUUGUAAUUAUGCAACAAAUAGGAAGCUAAGUUUGAAACGGCAUCUCCUUUUACACAAAGCUGUUAUGGAAUGUGGUAAAUGUGAUUAUGCCACAAACCAUAAAGGCAAUUUGAAAAAACAUCUCUUAACACACAACGCUUCGAAAGAUUUUAAAUGUAGUAUUUGCAAUUAUGCAACAAAUACAAAGUACAAUUUGCAACAACAUGUUUCGAUACAUUCAAACGAUUUUAAAUGUAAUACUUGUGAUUAUGUAACGAAUACGAAGUGCAAUUUGAGGAAGCAUUUUUUAGAACAUAAUGAUCCAAAACGUUUUAAAUGUGAUAUUUGUCAUUAUGCAACGAAUUCUAAGAAUACAUUGAGGCGACAUUCCUUUACACACAAUGAUUUAAAACGUUUUGAGUGUGACCAUUGUGAUUAUGCCACAAAACAUAAACGAAAUGUUAAACGACAUCUAUUAACACACAAUGUUUCCAAAGAUUUUAAAUGCACUAUUUGUGAUUAUGCAACAACUACAAAGAACAAUUUGCAACAACAUAUUUUAAACCACAAUGAUUCAAAAGAUUUUAAAUGUAAUACUUGUGAUUAUGUAACCAAUACGAAGAACAAUUUGAAGAAACAUUUUUUAAAACACAAUCGUUCGAACGAUUUUAAAUGUGAUGUUUGCGAUUAUGCUACGAAUACUAUGCAAAAGUUGAGGCAACAUUUUGCCAUACAUAACGUUUCGGAUAUUUUUAAAUGUGGCAUUUGUGAUUAUUCCACAAAUAUUAAACGCACUCUGAAACGGCAUAUUUUAUCACACAGAGCUUAUAAAUUUUUUAAAUGUGAUCUUUGUGAUUACGCGACAAAUACGAAGUGCCAUUUGAAGAGACAUUUGCCAACACAUAGUAAAUCGAAAGAUUUUAAAUGUGAUACUUGCGACUUUGUUACAAAUACACAGUAUAACUUGACAAAACAUUCCUUAAUGCACAAUGCUUCGAAACAUGUUAAAUGUAAUAUUUGUGAUUAUGUAACCAAUACGAAGUACAGGUUGAAGAAACAUUUUUUAAAACACAAUCAUUCGAAAGAAAGAAUGUGAUGCUUGUAAUUAUGGCACGAAUAGAUAUUUUAAGUUUUUAAAUGUGACAUUCGUGAUUUUGCAACAAAUGCAGAGGGACAUUGGUUGAGACACAACGUUUCGGACUGUAAUUGGGCGCCAUCACUCAUAAAAACGCUGAAGUAAAAUUUCCACAGAUACAGAUUGACAAGUAAUAUGGAAAAUCGUGGACUUGUUUAGUUGAUAAAAAUGUAUUACCUACUUUAUUGAUUUAGAA
Photinus pyralis (common eastern firefly) is the source of this 1869-nucleotide messenger RNA. RefSeq names its product zinc finger protein 28-like. The transcript has 2 exons. NCBI's taxonomy places the organism in Eukaryota, Metazoa, Arthropoda, Insecta, Coleoptera, Lampyridae. Gene Ontology annotation, molecular function: DNA-binding transcription factor activity, RNA polymerase II-specific; RNA polymerase II transcription regulatory region sequence-specific DNA binding. Gene Ontology annotation, biological process: regulation of transcription by RNA polymerase II. Gene Ontology annotation, cellular component: nucleus. The coding region runs from base 150 to 1634 and encodes 494 amino acids. The record is from RefSeq and is a predicted model, not a curated record.